Globicephala melas (long-finned pilot whale) is the source of this 8065-nucleotide messenger RNA. RefSeq names its product protein-L-isoaspartate O-methyltransferase domain-containing protein 2. The record is from RefSeq and is a predicted model, not a curated record. Gene Ontology annotation, biological process: protein modification process. Gene Ontology annotation, cellular component: cytoplasm. Gene Ontology annotation, molecular function: protein-L-isoaspartate (D-aspartate) O-methyltransferase activity. NCBI's taxonomy places the organism in Eukaryota, Metazoa, Chordata, Mammalia, Artiodactyla, Delphinidae.
CUCCUCUCCACCCCUCCCCUUCCCGUGGUCCCGGGCUCCCGGACCCUCCCCCAGGGCCGCAUUCUCCUCUCCCCGUCUUCCUGUCCUCUUCCGCUGUCCUCUCGUUCCCCACCCCCAAGCAUAAACACCCCUCCGCGUCCCAGGCGUCUCCCGUCGCCCCUCCCCCCUCCCCGGGGGUCCGCCCUCCAGCGUUCCGGGGGUUCCCGAGGUCUCUCCAGGUGCGCAUUGCUUACACCCCUUGGGUUGACUUAAUUCUCCAGACGCGUAGCUCGUCCCUGGCUUACUAAGUAGGAAACAUUUGCAGUUAGCACGGCAAGUGGAGAGUUACCAGGGUUUGAAACAGGUUGUACCUUUUCAGAAGGUGACAGAGUCUGUUAAGGAAGUAUUGGCCGUUCAAGCCUUGGGGACUUAGCUUCAGGCAAGACCUGAAAGACGCCUUCCGUUGGGAAAGGAGAGCUCGCCGGGCUUUGGUGCGUGUGUUUUGUUUGUGUUUGCGAGGGCCUGUGUCUCCCAAGUUGAUGUUUGCACAUCAGAGAAGUCCUUUAUCUCCCCCCUUCGCUCAUGUGCUUGUCAACGUUUUCUUCGUUCUUUUUGAACAAGGAGGGGCUGAAGUAAACAACUGCAUUCUCAGUGUUGGGUAGACCGGCAGGUUCCUGUAUAAACAAGUCGGAACUUGUGGCUCUGCUGGGGGGAAAUAGAGCCAUACGCUAGGGUGGGAGGGGCCCUUGGAGAUGGUGGGUUUCGGCUCCUGAGACCAGCGCCUGGGCCCCCUCCCUGCUUGUACUUGGCGCGGGACAUCCCUGGCGGGGAGAGACUCCUCGUUCUGACAACGUGUCAGUAUUUUCAGUUCCAGUUUUAGAAAGCAUUUUUUGUGUGUUUAGCAGAAAUUAUCUCCAUCCGACACGUGUUCCACUGGCUUGGCUUUUAUCAGGCUCGUGUAUAGUGUGUAUAUGGCAGCCUUUCGAGUACUUGGGAAAAAAAAUCCCUCUGCAUUCCUUGUGAGAGUUUUGGUUUUCAAAAUGAAAGAAGUCUCCAUUUCUUCCAUUAUUCCUGCGGCAGGAGGUGUGGUUUUGGUUCCUUCUCCCCAGCUCAUCCAGCUGAAUUACUUUGUCCAUGUUGCCCUUAAUAAGUAGCCUGAUAAACCCAGCGUCGACUUGAAUCUUGGCCCCGGCUAUCAGAGCUGCAUGCUCCGUUAGCCUGGCCACUGUCACAGCCUCCUCGAUUGUCCACCUGAGACCUUCCGAUGCCUGGUCCUGCUCCAGAUGGAUGAGCGCCGUCUCCUCCCUGUGCCCUUACGGCUGGUUUUGGAGGAAGCAGCAUUAGAGUAAGGCUUUCUUGUUGGGUGGUGCCCGGUUACUGCGGAGCGGUGAAUUCAGGGUUGCAAAGUAUAGUCGAGUGCAGCAUCCGAAAAAUGACUUGCCAUUACUUUGAAAAAUUGAAUUUGAGUGGCUUGUAGGUCCAGAUGGUUUGGCAAGGACACUUCUUAACCUGUUGUUGGUGUUUUUGGUGGCGUUAGGACUGAUCACAUUCGUGGUCAGUAAUGAGCAGUGAUUGUUUGCAGUGUGAGGGAGUGUUAGAUUGCCAGGGAAAGUUAAUAGUAAAUAUCAGAUCCUACAGGUUAUCACGUGCAGCCUACCAGUGGCAGCAGAUAGCGUUACCACGUAGUUAUUUCGUCUGUCAUUUUGGGUAGAGAUUACCAGUGUGUUCAUUGGUAAAGAAUUUUGCUCCCUUGAGGAUUUUUUAAAGCUGUAUUUGGUGUGGGGUAAAGAACGUAGGCCCGGGAUUGAAUGGCAGCCCUGUCCUUUCACACUGGUGUGUGAUCACGAGAAUAACUUCUCAGUCCCAAUAUGCCUAAUAAUGUCGUAAAGCCAAAAUGAGGUCGUGACGGGCAGGUGGUGCCUGUAAAAAGGUUGUAGUUAGUUGCUAGUUUUACUAAAAACUUAGCCUUUGCACGUGGAAUAAACUUUCACAGUGAGGCAAAGUUGAAAAUAAGGGAUAAAUACUUAAUAGACAAUGAAACAUACCCAACAUAUACUUCGUGUUUGCUUUCUGAGGAUAGAACAUUAUACUUUGUGGGCUUCUGGGUGAAGAGGUAGCUUUCAGGUCCGUCCUGGAGGAUGUGUGGGUGCAGACAUUUCCCUGAAGCAAGCAAACAUGACCCAACUUUUAACUAGUGACCCCAAUUUUAAGAUGACUGUCCAAGACUAGGGCUAUAGGCCUUAGCCUCAGAACUAAGUGGCUCGCCCAGGAUUAAACUUGACCUCAUUAGCACUUUAUCCCAUCUGGCUGAGUUAACUGACCGUGGGGUGUAACCAGGAAGGACUCUGAAACAAUUUAGAGUGGGGGUGAGAAUCUAAUAAUCGGAAGAUCCUAGUGAUUUGGAAGUCUAAUAUUCAGCUCUAAAAUCUUUAAUUUAUUUUAUAUAUUUUUAUUUUUUAAAUUAAAGAAAAAUUUUUUAUUUUUGGCUGUGUUGGGUCUUCGUUGCUGCGCGUGGGCUUUCUCUAGUUGCGGCGAGUGGCGGCUACUCUUCGUUGUGGUGCACGGGCUUCUCAUUGCGGUGGCUUCUCUUGUUGUGGAGCGUGGGCACUAGGGCGCACGGGCUUCAGUAGUUGUGGCACACGGGCUUAGUUGCUCUGCGUCAUGUGGGAUCUUCCCGGCUCAGGGCUCGAACCCACGUCCGCUGCGUUGGCAGGCGGAUUCUUAAUCACUGUGCCACCAGGGAAGUCUUCAGCUUUAAAAUCUUGACGAUGAAGAUGAACUGUUCCAGCCAUAACAUAGAAGAGCGUUUGUGUUAAAAGUCCCACCUUUCACACAUUUUGUGUCCUUGUGAGAAGCUGAAGAUUAGUCUGUGUGGUCGGUGGCUUUCAUUCCCGGGGAAAUCUCUCCCACUGCAAUUGCCAGUUUUGUGUGUGGGGUGUGUGUGUUUGGACCUCUUAGUUGUGGCAUGCGGACUCUUAGUUGUGGCAUGCGGACUCUUAGUUGCGGCAUGCGGACUCUUAGUUGUGGCACGUGGACUCUUAGUUGUGGCAUGUAUGUGGGAUCCAGUUCCCCGACCAGGGAUCAAACCCGGGCCCCCUGCGUUGGGAGCGCAGAGUCUUACCCGCUGGAACACCCGGAAGUCAGUGCUGUUUUCUUUUUUCCCAGCAAUUUAUAUCAAAUGUUUUGUAAACAUUACCAUUUUAUUUGAAGUAAAAGUCCCUAGGGUAAGUAUAAAAUUGGAGUUGUUUAGGAAGAGUGAAACCUCUACAGGUGAAGGAGCAUUUUCGCUGUGAACUAGAGGAGGGUACGUGGUGUUCUGGUAGCCAGCUCAGAGGGGAACACGUGCUGUUGCUUUGUCUUCUUGAAGGCGGUUGGGAGGAGAGCGGAAAUGUACUUUCCGUUGUUGACGAGCUGGGAAGGUUGUGUAGUAGGUAUUGAUACUUCGAGGAGUUGAGGGAGUUCUAGUAGCAGCUUCUCUUGCUCCUAAGCUGUAGCCUUGAGACGGGUGCUGUGUUCGUCACAGUGAGGUGUGUGUCACAGUACGUUUCGUGGGGAAGAGGGUAUUGUGGGUGUUGUUUUUGCCUGAAAUUUGUACAUCAGAACAUCCAGAUCGGAGCUUGAAUGGACUGCUUGACUUGGUGUUUAUGCGCAUGUGGGAUGUGGAGUUGCUGGAUAAAAUAUAAGACAGCAGGUAAAUUUGAAUUUCAGAUGAACAAUGAAUAACUUUUUAUUAUUUGUUGACCUGAAUUAAAAAAAUUUUUUUUUUUGCUUUUGAAGAUUUAUGUACAGAAAAAAGGAUCUACAGCACUUGAAAUAUUCAAAGAGGUUGAUAUUAGAAUGAUUUUCUAGUAGACAUAUCUGCUCUCUUUUUAUGUUUACAUUCAAUGAUUUUUCCAUAUGUGGAUAUAUACCUGUUAAGAUAGAUACAUAUUCGGGAUUUCCCUGGUGGUCCAGUGGUAAAGAAUCUGCCUUACAAUACAAGGGACGCAGGUUUGAUCCCUGGUCGGGGAACUAAGAUGCCACAUGCAGCGGGGCAACUAAGUCCGGCACCAUAACCACUGAGCUCGUGUGCCUCAACUAGAGAGCCUGAGUGCUGCAAACUACAGAGCCCACGUGCCCUGGAGCCUGCGCGCCACAACUAGAGAGAGAAAACCCACAUGCCACAACUAGAGAGAAGCCCGCAUGCCGCAAUGAAAGAGCCCACAUGCCUCAACUAAGACCCGACCAAAAAAAAAAAAAAGAGAGAUAGGUGUAUAUUCAAGAUGAUUUUAAUCCUAAAUGCUUGACUUUCUAGAAUGAUGACUUUUAGUAAAGUUUUGAAUUCAUACUUUAAUGAUGUUUUUAAGUCGUCAGCUAUGUUUUAGGUAUUGCAUGUUCGUCUGUAUUCAGUCCAUACUAUAAAUUACAAACUUAUUUUUGGAUGGAUAUAAUUGAAUUUCAAAUUUAACUUUUUUUUUUUGAAUCUGGCAUUCUUGGGAGUGGAGGAGGGUAAGGUGGGAGGGGUGGGUGAUGACUAAAUAUAUUCCAUCUGUAUUACUUUCAGAAUUCAGAAUCUGAAAUUGGUAUGUGUUUAGAACUUUUAUUGCUCCGCUCUAACCUUUAGUAUGAAUUGCCCUUUUAAAAAUCUUAAAGCGGCAGCUUUGUGUAAGCGCGGUCCCGAAGAUGGGAGGCGCGGUGAGUGCUGGUGAAGACAACGACGAGCUGAUAGACCAUCUGAAGGCGGCGCAGUACAUCCGCUCCGAGCGGGUGGAGCAGGCCUUCCGAGCUGUUGACCGCGCUGACUAUUACCUCGAGGAGUUUAAGGAGAACGCGUACAAGGACUUGGCGUGGAGGCACGGGAACAUCCACCUCUCCGCUCCGUGCAUCUACUCGGAGGUGAUGGAGGCCCUGGACCUGCAGCCUGGCCUUUCCUUCCUGAACCUGGGCAGCGGCACCGGCUACCUCAGCUCCAUGGUGGGGCUCAUCCUCGGUCCUUUUGGUGUGAACCACGGGGUGGAACUCCAUUCAGAUGUGACAGAGUAUGCGAAGCAGAAGCUGGACUUUUUCAUCAGGACAAGUGACAGCUUCGACAAGUUUGACUUCUGCGAGCCCUCCUUCGUCACCGGCAAUUGCCUGGAGAUCUCUCCAGGCUGCUCUCAGUAUGACCGGGUGUACUGCGGGGCAGGCGUGCAGAAGCAGCACGAGGGGUACAUGAAGAGCCUCCUCAAAGUCGGGGGCGUCCUGGUCAUGCCGCUGGAAGAGAAGUUGACUAAGAUAACUCGGACGGGUCCUUCCGCCUGGGAAACCAAAAAGAUUCUGGCUGUGUCUUUUGCUCCACUCGUCCAGCCCUGCCAGUCGGAGUCAGGAGAAUCAAGACUUGUCCAGGAUGAAAAGGAACCCCUAGAAAGAAAGAGAAGGGAAGAGGAGCGUGAGCAGAGGCACACUGGCCGUGAGCUGGACGUCGCUGGUGUGCGGGGCACGUAUGCCGGGGACGUCCGGGUUAGGGUCAGGGUUAGGGUUAGCAGCGUUUGGCUGCCCUGUGUUAUUUGAAGCCACGGGAUGGAUGUCAAACCAAGGACUAAUAGGCGUAAGCGGAGAGGAGCUCGCCAGAGUGGGGGUCGUGGGAACGUGAGGUGGGCAGGUGGGUUAGACCCGAGUUUAUCAUGUAGGUGGUAGAGUCCGUCCCAUGUUUUAAAUAGAAGAUGUGGGGACUUCCCUGGUGACACAGUGGUUAAGAAUCCACCUGCCAGUGCAGGGGACACAGGUUCGAGCCCUGGCCCGGGAAGAUCCCACAUGCCGCGGAGCAACUAAGCCCGUGCGCCACAACUGCUGAGCCUGCGCUCUAGAGCCCUCGAGCCACAACUACGGAGCCCAUGUGCCACAACUACUGAAGCCCGCGCACCUAGAGCCCGUGCUCUGUAAUAAGAGAAGCCACCGCGAUGAGAAGCCUGAGCACUGCAAUGAAGAGUAGCCCCUGCUCGCCGCAACUAGAGAAAGCCCGCGCGCAGCAACAAAGAGCCAACGCAGCCAAAAAUAAAAAACAACCCCCCCCCCAAAAAACUCUAAAUAGAAGAUGUGGCACCUCUGUAUUCUGGAUUCCCUGGUGGUCAGGGGAGGGUGAACUCGUCAAAUGUGUGCUCCCUGAAACCCACCGGAAGGGGUAGGCAGGCACUGCCCGUGGGUGGGGAGGGCACGGCCUUCCAAGAGCCCCUGCAGAGUUUCAGAAGGUGAGGUCACAGGUGGGAUCUACGACAGGUGUCUUGAUCAUGCCUGGGUAAGAAUCAUGAAGACGUGGAGGGUACCCCGAGAUGUGGGUUUUGAGGCUUCAAAGCAGACGUGGCACAAUGAACAAUGUCGAUGCUAUUUAGGGCUCCUGAAGGGAACUUGUGAUCUUGUCUCCCGGACCAGAGGUUCUUAGACGAGUAGAGUCACGUCGAUGAGGGCAGUGCGCACGGAGGCCGUGAGGAUGUGGUCGUGUGCUGCACAGGGGAUGGGGUCAGCUCUCGGAUGGACGGGUGAGUGACCAGACUGCAGGCUGAGCUGGUCAGGAGGCCGCUGGGAUUUUCUGGGCAAGAGAUAAAGACUGAAGCUAAGACACGGGGCUCCAGUGGCAGGGGCUCAGGAGGCGUGUAGGGCCUGUCUGAGGAAGGAGGUGGGCCUGAGGUGGCUGGCAUGUUAUGGAGGCGGGUCUGCAGGAGGCCCUGACCCCAGCAGGACUGGGUUAGAACCUGGGGAGCCUUUGGCUGCCCUGUGUUAUUUGAAGCCACGGGAUGGAUGUCAAACCAAGGACUAAUAGGAUAAGCGGAGAGGAGCUCGCCGGGCUGGGUGGAAGAGGAGGAGGCCAGGGGAUGAGGCGGCCCCCACCGACGGCACCUCGGGGUGAGCUGGAGAGGCCAGAGCUGGCCCUUGGGAGGUCUGAGAAGGGGGCAACAGCAACUGGAGUGGCGGGGGAGGAGUGCUGCCACCACCUCCUGCUCGGCGUGGCGGAGUGUGAGGGCCGGGCGAGUGCAGUGUCCUGACAAAGGGGAGGAGGGUGCUGCGAGCGGGGGCGCCUCCAGGGCAUUGGGCGCUGAGCAGGUUCUGCUCGGGCCUCUGUGACUCUGGUCAGAGGUGUGGGCAGCAGAGGAGCCCUCCGGAGAGUUUGCGUUGUUACUCUUUGGAGAAGUUAGGUUCGGGGGUAAGAAGUGAUGCUGGCUUGCAGUGUCAUGCAUGUAAGCACGCGGCCCCUAGUGAUCCUCUGCCCCCGGAAGAGCCCUCGUGUUGCCGUGUGUGUGUUGCCCACACAUUUGCCCAACUUGAGCUUCCAUUACCAGAGUGUAGUUUUCCUCGAUGUGCUUUGGGACUUUUGUUCUUAAAAAUGUUUUGGAACUGCUUUUUCUCUACUUUAAUAAAAAAGGAACAAAUUCUUAAAUUUCUGAAAUACUGUGAAAAUAUUAAAGCAGAUAAAAGAAUUGUAGAGCCAUGUGGUCACUGUAUUUCUGCUGGGUGAGACAAUGCAUCACUGAACACGGCAAAUAGGGAAAUGAAGCCGGUUGUCAAAGAACCAAACGCUGUAACGCUGGUUCUUAUUCUUCCAUUGAUUAGCCAAGCAGUACUGCUUCCUUUUCUUAUCUGAUUUAAAGGUCAGUGCCUUUGAAAAUAUCUUUUGAAAAAUACCAUAUGAAUGCAAAUUAGAGUAUAGUUAACAUUUGCCUACAGCACUGUCCUGUUCUUUUUUUUUUUUAACAUCUUCACUGGGGUAUAGUUGCUUUACAGUGGUGUGUUAGCUGCACUGUCCUGUUCUUUUUUUUUUUAACAUCUUCAUUGGGGUAUAGUUGCUUUACAGUGGUGUGUUAGCUGCACUGUCCUGUUCUUGUAAUGUGUCUGUAAAUAGGCCAGUACAUGAAACUGUGGUUAGAAUUUCCUCGGGUGCUAGACCUCGUGGUGUCACGAGGGUGAGGCUGACGUCUCGCUGUCUGCACAGCACCCCUGGCGGUUCGCAGCCUCCAGGACCUGGCGCGCAUUGCCAUCCGGGGCACCAUUAAGAAGGUCAUCCACCAGGAGGCUGUGAACAAAAACGGGGACGGACUGAAGAACACUCCCAGGUUUAAACGGAGGAGAGUUCGCC